GCAAUCAACUUGUUCUGUGGCUAAUAUGACGACCUACAGCAAAUACGUCAAUGAGAUACUGAAGGGAUGGACUUGUCAGGAUCUCAUCCAUCCCUGGAGCACCAGCUGUGGACAAUCCUUCCUGGACUACAUGGCAAAUUGGUCGUUUGACGGUGUGAAGUUCUUCUUUCCCGCAAUUAUGAUUUCAGUGGUGAUGAAGACCAAAGAUAACUACACGAAGGCAAUCCUUAAAGGGAUCUUCGACAUAUUCCUGUGUUCGGCAAUUGGACACGUUUCCUUCGCCAUCGCCAUGUCCUGGUCCUGCAUUUUCUACAACAUCUUCAAGCGAUGCUACUACUCAACAACAGUUCUGAUUCCCACAUUUUUGGGCGCUCAAACAGUGAAUUUGCUGCCCAACAAUGCAAUCGUGGGUCACGCCAAUCCUUUCGCUUGCAUGUUCUUUGAGAUCCUCAUAAAAUUCAUGGAUUUCGACUGCAUGAAGUCGAUGCGGAAGUCCAAAUGGUGGGGAACACUGUGGUUCAUGUGUGGCAGUGCUGGAUUGCUGCAUUUGCUGGCAAAACAGCGCAAGACGGGCGUAUUUUGGUUCAUAAUUCCACCAAAAAUCACCAAAUCCACAAAUGUCGAAACGCCCAAUGAAGAGGACGUGCGCAAAAUCGUCACGCUCUGCACACACAAGGAGAAGUGCGUGAGUUUCAUCCUUCAGGGCAUGAGAACCUAUGCAAACUACGGAUUGAUGUUGGAAAUUCUGCGAAAUAUCACCGCGAAUUUGGGCAGAAUCAAGAGCAAUCCCAGUCAAUUCCUCACGCUGGCCACAAAGCGCAUCAACUACAAUCUCGUGACCUUCCUCAUGGCUUACAUCGGCUGCUACAGACUCACGAGUUGCCUGCUGAAGAAUUACACAAGCGGACACAGUGUGGACUUCGUGAACAUAGCGGCGGGAUUUGCGGGCGGUUUGGCUUAUGCCGUUUGGCCGAACUACAAUCUCUUCACCACGUGCAUCGUGACAAUGCUUCAGGUUUACUGGCAAUAUCUGCUAGCGCAGGAGAAUUGCCCCAAAGCGGUGAGGGAAGUGAACAAACUGCCGCUCAGCGGCCUCAUCUAUGGCAUCUGCAUGGCUGUUUGCGUCCAAACGAUGGUCUUCUAUCCGGACAAGACGGCGCACUUGUCCUACAUCGCGACCAGAGCCAACAGCAGCGGAGCAGUGGAUGGCCUCAAAUUCACCCUAACGCGACCCUUUUUCGACGCCCCCUUCAAGUAUGAUUAAAAUGA
Molecule: messenger RNA, 1269 nt
Organism: Phlebotomus argentipes
Lineage: Eukaryota; Metazoa; Arthropoda; Insecta; Diptera; Psychodidae
Exons: 4
Coding region: 26-1264 (412 amino acids)
Source: RefSeq, a predicted model, not a curated record